This is a messenger RNA of Aspergillus niger, 111 nucleotides long. RefSeq lists its product as uncharacterized. The transcript is spliced from 2 exons. Lineage: Eukaryota; Fungi; Ascomycota; Eurotiomycetes; Eurotiales; Aspergillaceae. Bases 1 to 111 code for a protein of 36 amino acids. The record is from RefSeq and is a predicted model, not a curated record.
AUGGAGCACUGUGAGUGGGUGAUUGAAGGUGCUGCGCCCUUAGGAGUUCUUUCGAGUGAGGCGGAUUAUCUCUCUGUGGCUACUGGAUUAGCAGUUCUCGGACACUUCUAA